Adineta steineri is the source of this 684-nucleotide messenger RNA. Lineage: Eukaryota; Metazoa; Rotifera; Eurotatoria; Adinetida; Adinetidae. The record is from the annotation of a GenBank genome assembly.
AUGAUAGAACCUGCAAUAAUUCCUGCAAGUGAUAAACAUACAGCUACUCUUAUUUUUUUACAUGGAUUAGAUGAUGUUGGUAAAACAUGGUUAGAUGAAUUUAAUGCAUUUGAUAUACCUAAAUCAAUUCCAUAUGUUAAAUUUAUUUUUCCAACAGCUUCGAUUAUGAAAAUAUCGAAAAAUAAUGGAGAAUCAAUGGCUAGUUGGUUUGAUGUUUAUGGUUUUGAUCAAAAUGCAAAAGAAGAUCAAGAAAGUAUUGAAAAAGCAUCACAACUUUUAAAUAGUUAUGUUGAAGAAGAAAUUAAGAAUGGAAUUUCACCUGAACGUAUAAUUAUUGGUGGCUUUUCUAUGGGUGGUGCUGUAGCACUUCAUACAGCACUGACAUCUCCGCAUACACUUGGAGGUGUUUUAGCUCUUUCAACAUGGCUUCCUCUAUUGGGUACUUUUCCUAAAGCACUCGUAGCCGGUGAUAAAAAAAUGAAUUUACCAAUAUUGCAUUGUCAUGGUAAUAAAGAUACGAUAAUACAUAUAAAUUGGGCACGAUUAAGUGAAGAAAGUUUUAAAGGAAUGGGUUUUAAACGUUAUAUUUUCAAAGAAUAUGAUGGUAUGGAUCAUACAAACUGGAACCAAGAAAUGAAAGAUAUACUUGUUUUUAUUGAACAAUCUUUACCAAAACAAGAUUAA